This is a messenger RNA of Condylostylus longicornis, 712 nucleotides long. RefSeq names its product transmembrane reductase CYB561D2-like. Gene Ontology annotation, molecular function: transmembrane monodehydroascorbate reductase activity. The transcript is spliced from 3 exons. The record is from RefSeq and is a predicted model, not a curated record. NCBI's taxonomy places the organism in Eukaryota, Metazoa, Arthropoda, Insecta, Diptera, Dolichopodidae. The coding region runs from base 1 to 672 and encodes 223 amino acids.
AUGGAUCUAAGAAAUAAUGGUGAUACAACGAAUUUUAUAGAGAAAAUAGAAAUUGGAUUUAAUUUAAUAAAUCAUAUGUUAAUAAGUUUUAUUUCAAUUUAUAUGACAUAUGCCUGUUUGCAUUUAAAUUUACAAAAAACAGCAUUACAUGCUUGGUUAUGUACACUGGGAUAUAAUCUUCUUAUGGCUGAGGCUAUGAUGACAUUUUUCAAAGGAAAUAUACUAUUAAGUACAAUGCAGAGAAAAACAAAAACAACAACACAUUGGAUUUUACAAGCAUUUGGUGGUACAUUAGGAAUCGCUGGAAGUAUUGUAAAAAUUGUUGAUAAAACAACACAUUUCACUACAUCACAUGGAAUUGCUGGUUUGGUAGCAAUGAUAUUAUCAGCAAUUAGCAUGAUUAGUGGUAUUUGUACUUUAUACAAUAUAGAAAUAAAACGUUUUAUAACACCAUUAAUCAAUAAAUUUUUCCAUAAUGUUAUCGGUUUGAGUGCAUUCUUAGCCGGUAUGUCAGCAUUGUAUUAUGGUUAUGAUACAGGUUUUUUUAAACGAAAAGUUGAACCAGAUUUUGCUGAUAUGAUGAGAACAUUUACAAUAAUUACAAUAAUUUUAUCAAGUUGGGGUUCUUUAAGAAGUUUAUAUGGAAAAAUUCAAAGUUUUCGGGCAUAUUAAUAUACAUUACAUAAUAUAAUAUCAUAAUCACAAUGUACAU